AUGUACAUUCUAACCAACCCAACCAAAUACGACACCGACAAGGAUAAAACCUUAAGGGUGUUAUCAUACAUGAGAGAAGGAACGGCGUCACUCUUUGCCCAGAAAUAUUACUUCGACAGGGAACUUCGAGAAUACAAAGCAACGGAAACAAAAAAAACAUGGGGAACGUUUAAGGACUUCUUGAAAGAACUAGCCGCUGCAUUCAAAGAUGAAAGUCUCGAACAGAAGGCGAGACAGAAGUUAUUCACAAUGAGAAUGGGAAAGCGAUCAGCGGACGAGUUCGUCACGGACUACCUCAUGAUGGCAGGAGAAAGCAGAUUUGAUCUCGAAUCCACUGUCGAUUACUUCCGCCGAGCCAUACACCUGGAAAUUCUCAAACAAAUCUAUAGACUCCCUGAUAUGCCGACGACCAUGGACGAUUGGGUAAAAUACACCCGAAGAUUCGAUAACCAAUGGAGGGAACUACAGAGCAUAAAAAGCUCCAUACCCUUUGCUGCCGUUCGACCAAACAACCCCUUCCGUUACAACUCCUCUAACGCUCCAUCGUCUAUGAACAACUCUGUUGUCCCCAUGGCCGUAGAUACGGUCCGAACGACCCUCACAGACGAAGAGUGCAACCGCCUCAGAAUGGAGGGUGGGUGCUUUUAUUGUCACCAGAAAGGACACAUGGCAAAUCAAUGCCCUGUCAGGGGUUCGUCUAGGGUAUAUGAAGGGUUAACUGGACAUGUUCAACAGGGUAGUAGAACGGUGGGGAACCGCUCGGCUCAGGCCAGCAGCAGGAUGGGAGGCGGAGGAAGCGGCUAUGGCCGAGCGUUCUUGACAGGAACUCCAAGCAGUACUCAGGGAGGCACUACGAUGCAAGGUAGAAGCAUGGCGACAACUAACCUGUUCCGAGCCAGACUCGCAGCUCGCCAAGCCCACGCAUCCAGACCGGAUGCGCUUGUACGUGAGGAGGAGCCUGAGAUUAGCCGAGAAGAGAUCCAAAAGGUUAUAGGAAAGAUGAGAUGGGACAAGCAGGAAGCACUCCUUCAGGAGUUGAACGAAAUGAGCAAGCGGAAAGAGUCGGAUUUUUAA
Messenger RNA from Heterobasidion irregulare TC 32-1, 1074 nucleotides. RefSeq lists its product as uncharacterized. The transcript has a single exon. Gene Ontology annotation, molecular function: zinc ion binding; nucleic acid binding. Lineage: Eukaryota; Fungi; Basidiomycota; Agaricomycetes; Russulales; Bondarzewiaceae. The record is from RefSeq and is a predicted model, not a curated record. The coding region runs from base 1 to 1074 and encodes 357 amino acids.